UCGAAGGAAAUUACAAUUUGUUUCGAGCAACUAGAUUGCUAGGGAAUAUCGAGACAAUCUCGCGAUUAAUAACGACGUCACCUCAGAUUUUGUAACGCUCGGUUCGUUACGUUGUCGUUGUCUCGGAUGCAGAGGGUAGCAUCCCUCCGGGUCGUUAUUCCAUUGCACGCGUUGAAGGGCUCGGAACUAGAAGCAAUAGGAGCGCGGCGAGGAAGAAGAGGAGAAAGAAGAGGAGCAGGUGGAGGAGGAGGAGGAGGAGGAAGAGGAGGAGGAGCAGGAGAAGGAGGAAGAGAAGAAGAAGGAUGAGGCGGAGUCUUAUCUAGUUGGUACUGUUUCACGUUGCACGUUUCUCGAAGAGAAGAAACGAUAAUGCACGAUCUCGUUAUCGAACGUUACAUGCCUGUUGUCGACCAAAGCAUUUAUCCGUGUGGUUGGUGCUAAUUCGAUCGGUCGUUUGAUCGAAACGGCAUGUCGUUGGUGCGAUCGUGGUUCACCGAUUUUCUAUACUCGACGUUUCAUUCUCUUGGAUUUGUAAACAAAUCAACGAAUACAACUUGCCAAAGUAGGGAAGACAGAGACCUGGUUGCUGGUUGAUCCAAAGUUAUGUUCUAUAGCGCGGAGAGACGAAGCAAUCCGUUCGUAAGAGACAAUCUCCUCGGACGUUGAUUAGAAAAGAUUCGGUUAACCGCGUAACGAUCGUUGUAAAGCGAACGAUAGAAAACGUAUGGGAAGUAGCGGAGCCAAGAGGCAAGAGGCAAGAGGCAAGAGGCAAGAGGCAAGAGGCACGGAUUCGUGACACACGGCGACACGUGGUUAUCGUGUACCGUUUGCAACGUUCCUACGUAGAGCGUGUAGAGCGAGCUAGCCGGAACAACGACAGAGGGGCGAGGACAGAAGGAGUGGAGCGUUCCGGUUAGCCAAACUCGAGUCAGCUUGCCGAUGGAUAUGGCAGCUGUCGUUCCCCUGGUUCUUUUUCCACGAUUCCAUCUCGCUCGACAAGCCUAUCGUCGGCAUCGUGCUACCCGCGAAUCGAGCGAACAGGUAUCGUCGCGAGGUGUUGUCCAGGCUGGGAUACGCGAUUCCUCGUGAUAGCAGGUACGCGGCUUGCGAAUCGCGGCAAUCCACGGUGCGUCGUCGAUCGAUCGACGGACACCAGACGAGCGUUGCUCGCGCGCAUUCUUAGUGACGGUCAAAGUGUUUGCCGACAGUGUGCGUGAUAUCGUGAGUUUCGGUGAAUCGAUCGUCGCGAGCAAGUAGGCCAGAGAAGAAGAGAAAGGGGGAGAAUACCGUCGAUCGAAAGAAGAAAGCUUCGAACUGCGAACAGAGGAUCGAGAAUCGCGCGUAACUCUGUAUAUCUUGAUAACUGUGCUCUAUGAUUUCGUUAAGGAUGAAGGACGUGGCCGUCGAUUCUCCGCGACCGAUUUCCAGGCUUCGCGGCAACCUUCUUCUGCUUCUGACGUUACUCGCAGAGGUCACGUAUUCGGCGGAUCUCGCGAUCGAGAUACCAGGAAACUUGAGUCAAGGCGGUUCCUGGUAUCGUUUAGACUACAGUCCUGCCGUUGGUUAUCCGCCACCGAAUACCACCAUAGCCGCUACCGACAUCGGUGAUGUGAUCAAAUUCAAGGACGGACUUCCAGGCACUAGAUACGAAUUUUGGUUAUACUAUAGUAAUAGUACGCUUCACGAUUGGCUGACAUGGACUGCGUCGAUAACUACAGCCCCGGAUCCGCCAUCGAACCUGACGGUCUCGGUGCGAAACGGAAAGACGGCGAUAGUUUAUUGGGCGCCACCAGCCCAAGGCAAUUAUUCCGGUUUUCGGUUAAGGGUGCAAAGUUUCAGCGAUACCGGAAAUCCAAAAACCAGCGUCAUUCCUGCGGACGCGGUUCCCUACGUGCUACGUGAUCUCAUUCCUGGGGCUACGUAUUCUCUGCAGCUUUUCACCGUAUUAGACACCAAAGAAAGCGUGGCGUACACCAGCAGGAAUUUCACCACUAAACCCAACACACCGGGCAAGUUUAUCGUGUGGUUCAGGAACGAGACGACUUUGCUAGUCCUCUGGCAACCGCCCUAUCCUGCUGGCAUUUACACCCAUUACAAAGUUAGUAUAGAUCCCGCCGAUGCCAUAGAAUCCGUUCUUUACGUGGAGAAAGAGGGAGAACCUCCUGGACCUGCACAGGCUGCUUUCAAAGGACUCGUGCCUGGCAGAGCUUACAAUAUCUCCGUUCAAACGGUGUCAGAGGACGAAACCUCCGCUCCCACGACUGCACAGUAUCGAACGGUGCCAUUACGUCCUCUCAACGUUACGUUCGACAAGUCUUCCAUAACGUCCACCUCCUUUCGCGUUUUCUGGAAUCGCCCCGAAGGAAACUCCGAAUUUGACAAGUAUCAGAUAUCUUUGGGAGGCAACAGAAGACUAGCGCCGGUCACCAGGAACAGAGACGACGAGAGCAAAUGGGAAUUCAAAGACUUGGAGCCGGGCAAAACUUACCAGGUGGUUGUGAAGACGGUCUCGGGCAAGGUUACCAGUUGGCCAGCUAACGGAGACGUUACUUUAAAACCGUUGCCCGUACGGGAUCUUCGCACUGUCAUCGACGAAAAAACUGGCAUGGUCGAAGUUUCUUGGCAUCCUGAAAAUUCAAGUACUCAGGAUAGCUAUAAGCUUCAGUAUCACGAAGUGGAAACUACGAUCGGCGGCGAUAGCAAUAUGUUAACAACUGAUAAGACCAAGGUUACGUUAGAAGCUUUAUUACCCGGCAGAAACUAUUCGAUAAUCGUUCAGGCGAUUAGCAACAAAAUCGAGUCAAACGAGACUGUGUUAUACCAAGUCACACGACCCUCGAGUCCCAUAAUCGAGGAUUUGAGGCCAACCGAGAUGGGAUUGAAUAUCUCGUGGAAGAGCGACGUUAAUUCGAGACAGGAGAAAUUUGAAGUAACGCACAAUAGGAACGAUACCGGGGAGAGCGCGACUACGUUAACCACGGAAUCUCAUAUAGUCCUGGAAGACCUUUAUCCUGGUGCAGCGUACGAAGUUAAAGUUUUCGCCAUUAGCCAUGGUCUGAGGAGCGAACCACACGAUUAUCUUCAAGCCGUUUUGCCCCACCCACCAAAGAAUUUAAGUAUCGAGAAGGUAACGAGCAACACGGUUGUCGUGCAUUGGGAGGCACCAACCGAUUCGUUGUAUUCCGAAUUUUCGAUACGAUAUCGAACGGAGGAUGAUCCGAGAUGGGUAAAAUUGCCCAGCGUUCGAGAAACGGAAGCGGAAGUGGCGGACAUGACCCCAGGAGAGAAAUACACGAUUCAAGUGAAUACCGUGAGUUACGGAGUCGAAAGUCUCUAUCCCCUUCAAGUGAAUCAUACAGUUCGACCCAAUCCGGUACUUAACGUCACACCGAUCAUCGAUUCAACGAACGUGACUCUAGAAUGGCCAAGACCGGAGGGUAGAAUCGAAACUUACGUGAUAAGAUGGUGGCCAGUCGAAAACCCUCAAGACAUACGUAGCAAAAACGUGACAGAGAGCAACGACGUGACUAGCGUUCUUUUCGAAGAAAAUUCAGUGCAAAGGGUGCUUGUUAGCGAUCUGAUGCCAGGUGUUCAAUAUUCCUUUGUAAUCUACACGGUCUCUUAUAAUCUAUUCAGUGAUAUCACCAAUCUAACGACUAGAACAAUGCCGCUGAUCCAAUCGGAAGUCGUUGUGGUGGUCGAUCAGGAUCAGCCCGACUCGUUAACAUUGAGAUACACACGGACCCCCGUUCAGUCAUCCAAGUUCGAUUUGUAUCGAUUUCGGAUUAGCGACGAGAACAACACUACGAAGGAGCGGAUGGUCGACGACAUCGACACCAAGGUGACGUUCACGGGCCUUAUACCUGGUAAACUAUACAACGUCACAGUUUGGACUGUCAGCGAUAACGUGGAGAGCAGACCUUUGCUUAGGCAGGAUCGACUUUAUCCCGAACCAGUCACAUCCAUUCAAGCGAUAGAGGUGAAUGAUACAAGAAUUACGUUAACCUGGGAUAUUCCGCGUGGACAGUACGACGCUUUCGAAGUUCAAUAUAUAAACACGGAGGAAAAUUAUAUUCAAAAUGUGACGAGCACCAAUUUAAUAACCAUCUCCGAUUUGAAGCCGCACAGAAAUUAUACUUUUACGUUGGUAGUACGUUCCGGUACGGCGUCCUCUUAUUUGAGAAUAUCGAAUCCUGUGAGCGCAAGUUUUACAACGAGCGAAUCUUAUCCUGGCAAGGUGGAAAAGUUUCAUCCUACGGAUAUUCAGCCUAGCGACAUUAGUUUCGAGUGGUCGUUACCUAGUCAGGAACAAAAUGGAAUCAUUAGAAAAUAUACGAUCACGUAUGGGCUGGAGGGUUCGACUCAUACUCAAAUGCAGGACUUCAGGCCAAACGAAUAUCGCGGCAUCGUUAAGUCUCUCAUACCUGGAAAAACGUACAUCUUUCGGAUUCAAGCGCAAACGAGGAUCGGCUUUGGUCCCGAAGCGGUGUGGAAGCAGAAAAUGCCGAUUCUGGCACCGCCGAAACCGUCCACCCAAGUAGUGCCAACCGAAGUUUGCAGGAGCAGUACCACGAUACAAAUACGGUUCCGAAAGAACUAUUUCAGCGAGCAGAACGGUGCGGUUACGUCUUACACGAUCAUCGUGGCUGAAGAUGACAGCAAGAACGCCUCUGGUUUGGAAAUGCCCAGCUGGAGAGACGUCCAGGCGUACAGCAUCUGGCCACCGUAUCAGGUGAUGGAACCUUACUAUCCUUUCAAAAACGGUUCCGUGGAGGAUUUCACGAUCGGUAGCGAGAAUUGCGACAACAAGAUCGGAUACUGUAACGGGCCAUUGAAGUCAGGAUCCACGUACAGAGUAAAAGUUCGAGCGUUCACCGCGCCGGACAAAUUCACGGACACCAGUUACAGUUUUCCAAUUCAAACAGGAUUGCUGCUGGCAGAUAAGGACAAUACGGCCAUCAUAGUUGGGGUCACGGUUCCGAUAGUACUCUUAUUGACCUUAUUGGGCAUUGGACUGCUGGUGAGGCGAAGAAGAAGUCAAGGACGUAAAACGACUGAAACGAGGACCACCGACAACUUGUCUUUGCCGGAUAGCGUGAUCGAUACUAGUCGGCCGAUUAAGAUAGAAGAUUUUUCGGAACAUUAUCGCACGAUGUCGGCGGAUUCUGAUUUCCGUUUUUCGGAAGAAUUCGAAGAACUGAAGCACGUCGGAAGAGAUCAACCGUGCACAGCUGCAGAUUUACCGUGCAACAGGCCAAAGAAUCGUUUCACAAAUAUUUUACCUUACGACCACAGCAGAUUUAAGCUGCAACCUGUAGACGACGAAGAGGGUUCUGAUUAUAUUAACGCCAAUUACGUUCCCGGUCACAAUUCUCCAAGAGAAUUUAUCGUCACGCAAGGACCUUUACACUCGACUCGCGACGAUUUCUGGAGAAUGGUGUGGGAAAGUAACAGCAGAGCCAUCGUGAUGUUAACAAGGUGUAUCGAAAAGGGCAGAGAAAAAUGUGAUCACUAUUGGCCUAUGGAUACCCAUCCUGUUUAUUACGGAGACAUUUGCGUCACGAUAUUAAACGAAACGCACUACCCUGAUUGGAGUAUCACGGAAUUCAUGUUGUGCAGAGGAGACGUGAAGAGGGUCAUUCAGCACUUCCAUUUCACAACGUGGCCAGACUUCGGUGUUCCAAGUCCGCCUCAAACGUUAGCCAGAUUCGUUCGGGCGUUCAGAGAGAGAGUUAGGCCGGAUCAAAGGCCUAUCGUCGUCCACUGCAGCGCAGGGGUUGGUCGCAGUGGCACGUUCAUCACGUUGGACAGAAUACUUCAACAGAUCUUGGUAUCGAAGUACGUCGAUAUCUUUGGAAUAGUCUGGGCAAUGAGAAAGGAGCGUGUUUGGAUGGUCCAAACGGAACAACAGUACAUUUGCAUACAUCAGUGUCUUCUGGCAGUGCUGGAAGGUCAAGAUAUGACAGGACCACCACGGGAGAUUCACGACAACCAAGGUUUCGAAGGCAAGAAUCGAAGCUCCGUUGAAAACACAAAGAGUUCUGCUGAGGAUGAAAAGGAAAGGUGACCCUCGAACUGCGAUUCCGGCGUCGAUGACGACGAAGGAAUAGCGGAAUCAGGAAUGUGAUGUUCGGAUACCUCGUCUCAUGCAGGAACACGAGGAUAUUUUAGAGGUAUUUUGAAGAGGUGCAGCGCACCGUACGAAGAAUAGUAUUACGAUGAUACGUACGUAACGUGUUGUCUAAAGCGUGACGAUGGUAACGAAAGCGAGGGUGUAAAAGCGAAGAAUAAUCGUCGACCGGAUGGUUUUCGUUCGGUUCGUUUCGAUCGAUGGUUGAUAGUUAUGAAAGUAAUGCGACCGCACGAAGCCAUACGGUGCUUGUAAACGUGCUCCAAAGGAGAAAUCUGAUUAAUCAGCGCUGGACGUUAAAAGAAGGACGAUGCGUGUUUCCUUCUUUAGCGACGACUCGCGACUUUGCUCGGUAAAAGCGUGGUCGAAGAUGUUUCGCGCGAAUGGCAAAUCCGUUUAUAUCGCGUAAACGGAUAAUAAUCGCCUGUUUACGUCGAACUUUCACGGUGAGAACGUUGGUCGACCGAGCGAAAGUAUCAACGAUUCGAUGUCGCUGAUGUUUCACGAACCACCGUCCAAACAUCGGAGCGAUGGAUGCGUCUUAAUCGAUCGAUGCGAAGGAAAACGCGAUCCCUAUUUUUCGCGUGGUAGACGACGAUGUGGUUUACCUUUGUCCGAUCGUACUCGACACGUUCGUUUCGCGAGCCACGUGAAAAGAGGAAUUUCGUUUCUUCGGCAAGACGUUGGAAGACGUUGAAAGCAACUAGCCGAGGAAUCGAAUUACGACGACCGAGGUCGAAAAUGGACAAGGACGCUGAAAGGGCCGCUCCAACGAACGACGAUGGAAUUCUCUGAAAUUUUUCACACGUAGAGAUCUAUUCGUAACGCGCAUAGGAGAUUCGAUCGAAAGCAGCUGUACACGUAUAGCUUUAAAAAUGGAUCGUUUUAUCGAAACAUACUAAAUCGAAAGUAGACUAAAAGAGAAUAGGAAAUGCGGCAACGACGGUGUUAUUUUUCAAGGAUUGUUUCAAAGACGGUAUGUUUCGGCAACAAGUAUUCGCAACGAGAGAACGUACGGCGAAGUAGCAUCGUAACGAAUUCUUACAGAUCGCCACGUACGUUCGAUCGUUGAUCUGUCUCACCGUGUAAAUAUAAAUCGAUGUUUUAUUUUCCACUCGAUUAGACGAUUUUGGCGUAUUCGAUCUCGAUGUCUCGCCGAGAGAACGUUUCUGCCUCGAUUUUCAUGUCGAUGCGAUCGAUGCUCGUGUUUAAAGUACCUAUCGCGAUGUAGAUAAGUCCAGGUUGCAUAUCUUAAGGAUUGUAAGAUGCGUAUCCCGCAUUGGGUUGCCACCGUUUCGAUCGAGACGUUCGGUUCGCAACAAAUCGAUUUUCCUAAGAAAAGUGACAAAUGCUGGAAAACACCGAGAAAUCCUACGUUCUUUUCGUUUAUGCGUUUUAUAGAUGGAUUCCGCUUAUUAUUCAAUUUUAUUUUUAUCUUAUUCCGCGUAUAAUUAAACAAAUUAGACGCAACUUUCUCUAAUGUAAUUAUCGCUUUUAUAGAAACACGUAGAUUCGUCAUUUAGUUCGAGUCGUAAGAUAUAAUCGAAAAAUCAAUUUUUCCAAAAUAUUUUUACGGAUUUUCAAUCUUAUUUUCAAACGAACCUUUAUUUAACAUUUAGAUAUUCUCUCAUUUUGUUUUUUCGUUUUUUUUUGUUUUUUUUUUCGUUUUCGUUUGUUUCCACUUGUAUAAAUUAUUCUCCGUUGAUCAAUAAACUUUUACUAUUAUUUAUCUACACACGCUUUACGACGAUCCGUGAAACUAUGAUAAAUACGUGGCAUCUAUCAUCGAAUCUUUUGCUCGUUUCUCCAACACUAAAACAAAAUUCUAAAGUUACGUUGUAAAUUGAAAUAUGACUUGUUGGGAACCCGACGAGAAUUGGCUCUGCGAACAACGACUGCCGAUUCAAAUCGUGAGUGGCAACUAUCCGUCCAAGGGCUGUAGUAGAGACGCAAAUUAAACCUAAAACAUUACCUAGAAUGAAAAAAAAAGGGAAGGUCGGAAACGCGAGAGAGAAGAAGGAUUUCCUUUUUUUUUUCAUGAUAGGAAAAAGACACGUCAGUGGGAACAAGAAACUCGCAUCUUCGUAGAAAUCAUAUCACUUUUCACAAGAAUCAUUCGACGAUCCGUAUAAUAUACAUAUUUACAUAUUAACAGUCGAUUCGAAACGACGAUAGCGUAGAUCGUUCGUUCUUUGACAUCGUCGUCAACGUCUCGUGCCGUUUAUUAUUAAUGUGAGACUAAUUUGUUGAAGGAAAAGAAGGAAAAGAAUGAAAAGAAUGAAAAGAAUAAAAAGAAAGAAAAGAAAAGGAAAGAAGGUAAACCAAACGACCAUCGAACUGUGAACAAGUCUCUUCUAUGCGAGAGUUUCAAGAACAAAACUUUAUACGAUUUAGACGAUUGAUAGCGCUACGAUUUAGAGAAUAUCAACAGCCAAACGUCCGAGGAAAAACGUCAAAUCUAUGACUCGUUAUUAAUUUCACUUACCAUCGAACCGAAUGGAAAUGUGUACGCAUUAGGCGUAGUGACAAGUACAUUUACUUACUUAUUUCUAAAAGGAUCGCCAAGUAUUACUAGUUUUAUACGAAAUUCAUCUGAUCAAAGACUAACCUAUUUAUCCUGUUUCUUUAUACAUAUACGUAUACCUUUCAUUACACGUCAAUUCAAAUACACGUAUUUCGUAUCUUUUUUUAACGAUUCUUACGAUAUUUUUCGAUAUUAGCGAUAGAAAAUCCUUAGUUACCAGUAACGAUCGAGUAAGUAGGAAACGUUGAACGACGACGCGUUUAAAGGUAGAGUACUUAGAGUGGGAUUCGCUCGAUGCUACAAAGUCGUGUACUUAAUUUUCUAUUUACAGGUGAGGCAAAAGGUAGGCGUGAUCGGUAAAUUUUUAGAUGUUUAAGAGCAACGGGAAAGUCGAUUACCUGCUUUCCCCGUAGUUAACGAUUUCCCCGUAAUGGCUUCCCCGUAACGAUUUCCCCGUGAUGGUUUCCCCGUAACGGGGAAAGAAAAGAACCGACAAAGGGAUUGAAAUUCACUGCCCAUAUGUAUUUUUGGAGAAACAUUUUUAUAUCGCUUAAGCACGUAUGUAGAACGAUUCGUAAAACACGCGAUCGUACUCGUAUCAGAGAGAAAAAUGUCCGAUCGACUCCAUGUUCUUUUAUCGAUCGUUCGGUGUGCCCUCGAUGUUUUACAUCUUUCGCGUGCACGCGUUUCUCUAUCUUUCGAUUUCGCGUAAAUGCCUGUGGCUUAAACGCUAUCCAAAUUCUUUAUCGCCUAAACGGAAUACAAAUUGUAAGGAAGUAGUUUAAAAUGAUAUAAUUUAAUUCAACUUGCACGAUAACUUAUCGACUGAUAAUAUCGAUGAACCGUUGUAAACAACAACGAGUAAAUGAAUUACCAUUCGAGCUGCUUUAUUAGUAAAUAUUAGGAAAUUUAACGAGUUACGCGUUGCAGAUUAUAGACUCGUUUUCUACGAUCUUACGAUUUACGUCGCAUAGAAUAAGAGCGUAAUAGCGUAAAAUUUCGUUUCUCUUUUUAUCAAAUUUGUCAUUACCGUAACGAAAGAGGCUUUUUAUCGGUUCCGAUCAUUUGUAACCUUUGACUCGUUAAAUUUCGUUAAUAGCGUCGCUUGAAUCGCGCAAGAAGCUCCUGAAUCGCAAGUCGCGUACUAUACAACGAUAUCGGUUGAUCGAUAAUUAAGAAAAUUGCCAAUUGAUUGCCAAAUGCGUUAGAGUAUUACAAAGCGACAAGACCGACGUGUACGUAUAUAGUCGAAUCUUAUUCCGAGCUUGUCUCCUUUGUAACAAACGUUUCGUCGCUUCGAAUAUCCUAAGAUGUGGUAAAUAUAACUAUACUCGCUUAUAUUUAGCAGAC
Molecule: messenger RNA, 10004 nt
Organism: Bombus pascuorum
Lineage: Eukaryota; Metazoa; Arthropoda; Insecta; Hymenoptera; Apidae
Gene: Ptp10D
Product: tyrosine-protein phosphatase 10D
Exons: 20
Coding region: 1373-6067 (1564 amino acids)
Biological process (GO): protein dephosphorylation
Molecular function (GO): protein binding; protein tyrosine phosphatase activity
Source: RefSeq, a predicted model, not a curated record